UCUCCAGUUCCACUACAAUGAACACUAAGAUCGUGUUGCUACUGUGUGUUGUGGCGGCGGCAGUUGCAGACAAGCGUCCCACCUUCUCCUACGCCGCCCCUAAGGAGUCCAUUGAGUCUGCGGAAGACUCGGAUGAGUCGACCGAAGCGAAGUAUAACUUUAAUUGGGCCGUGAAGGAUGACGACUCCGACAACGACUUCGGUCACCAGGAGUCCCGCGACGGUGACAACACCAAGGGGUCGUACUACGUGCAGCUUCCCGACGGUCGCCUGCAGAAGGUGACAUACUACGUGGACGGUGACUCAGGCUACGUGGCCGAGGUCACCUACGAGGGCGAGGCUCACUACCCAGAGUCUGAUGAGUCUGAUGAGUCUCUUGAGGCUCCCGUGUAUGCUCCAUCUAGGAGGUCUUACUUCGUCCCAGACUCUAAUGAAUCAAAAUAAGCGCUGAUGAUUACCAUAUCGAAGAUGACCUGGCAAUUUCAAGAUCUUCACAAGUUUCUUGAAGAUAUCAACUCCUGCAUUAAGACCUCACAAAGUGCUCCAAGUUGAUCACAAAAACGUCAACAUUGUCUUUCUCAACCCUCAACUCAUUUAACAAUUUGAUAUAACCUUCAAAUUUGUUAUUUCUUUUCUAUAUAAUCUUUCUAUAUCUACUUUUGUGUAUAAAUUAUUGAGAUUAAUUAAUAUUUAUUUAUUUUUAAUAAAUCUGUUGAAUGAAUA
This is a messenger RNA of Procambarus clarkii (red swamp crayfish), 722 nucleotides long. RefSeq names its product pro-resilin-like. The record is from RefSeq and is a predicted model, not a curated record. NCBI's taxonomy places the organism in Eukaryota, Metazoa, Arthropoda, Malacostraca, Decapoda, Cambaridae. Gene Ontology annotation, cellular component: extracellular matrix.